Messenger RNA from Penicillium longicatenatum, 1608 nucleotides. RefSeq lists its product as uncharacterized. Bases 1 to 1608 code for a protein of 535 amino acids. The transcript is spliced from 7 exons. The record is from RefSeq and is a predicted model, not a curated record. Lineage: Eukaryota; Fungi; Ascomycota; Eurotiomycetes; Eurotiales; Aspergillaceae.
AUGGCAGGCCUUGAUAAACUUAUUCAGUCAGUCCUUGUCAUAUUUACUGUUUUUCUCAUCCAGUGCUUUCAACAAUGUUCAGCUUCAACUCCCAUUGGUGCUUCCAUAAAAACCAGCAGUGGAUUGAUAGUGGGUCAUGCUGGUUCCCAAUUCCCCGACGUCUCUGAAUACCUGGGCAUUCCCUAUGCAUCGCCUCCAACAGGCCAACUACGAUUCGCAGCACCCGUACCACUAGAAUCUAAAGACACUAUUAUAGCAAACGCCUACACCACUGACAAGUUACAAAUUUCUUCCAGGGCCCGUAUCAACUGUCCUUGUGAAAAUGACGCAUUUCCACCAUACCCUGGAUCAACUCCUCAGGCACCUAAAAUCAUGAGCGCAUUCUUACAGCAGCCCGGCCGGCAGAGUGAGGACUGUCUUUAUCUGAAUUUAUGGACAAAGUCACAUUCUUCGGAACUGAAACCGGUUCUGGUAUGGAUCCACGGUGGAAGAUUUGUUCUCACCGGCGCUGAAAGUCCAUACUACGAUGGACAAGCAUUGGCAUCAAAGCAUGAUGUUUUACUAGUGACGAUCAAUUACCGAUUAAAUGUCUUCGGCUUCUCAGGCGCCCCGAACCUACCUCAAAACGUGGGUCUUCUCGACCAACGAAUGGCAAUUGAAUGGGUGCAUCGCAAUAUUAAAGAAUUCGGUGGAGAUCCAAACCGCAUAACCAUAUUCGGGUCUUCGGCCGGUGGCGCCUCUGUCGAUUUUUACUCCUACGCCUGGGCACAUAAACCCCUAGUCCGAGGACUGAUUUCCCACUCCGGAACAGCAUUCAGUUACAUACCCAAUACAAUGGAACAAUCAGCGAAGGCUUUCUACAACAUAUCCGUAUCGUUGGGAUGUGGAGAUCGCUCUGAUGAUCGAGUUCUGGAGUGCAUGCGCCAGAAACCGUGGCAAGAUAUAUUUAAUAUCUCGAAUAGUUACCCACAGAUACCCUCGGCUACCGUUCCUGAGCCGGUAUUCCAUCCUACAGCAGAUGAAAUAACGGUUUUUAGUGAUUAUGAAAAACGAGCAGUUGAAGGGAAGUUCGCACGUCUGCCAUAUCUAGUUACCUGCAACAAUAACGAAGCAGGCUUCUAUCGCCUCGUCGCACACGCAAGCAAAAUCACAGUGAGCGAUCGAUCUUGGGACGAGUUCAACCUCGCAGCAUUCACCUGCCCCAGCGGUGAAACUGUGCGAUACCGGACAGCUCAUGGUGUUCCAGCAUGGCAAGCUCGAUACUUUGGUGACUGGGAAAACCUGCGUCUUUACCCCGGAAGCGGAAGUUAUCAUGGAUCUGACCUGCCGGUGUUAUUCGGGAACGCAGAAAUAGUCAGUGGGCUUCCCGAUACCAAUGAUGCUGAGAAGGUGUUUUCUAGAUAUAUGGCUUCGGCUUGGGUGGCGUUUGCCAGUGAUCCGGAGCAUGGGCUGGAGAAAUUUGGAUGGCCGAAGUAUAAUCCACAUGGGAAAACGUUGGUUGGACUGGCUUAUGGGAAUUCGACAGUGGAGUUUCUGAGACCGCAACUUUUUGAGCGUGGAUGUGCUGAUCUGAAGGGGGAUGUCAUUCUUGGAGCGGGUGCUAUAUAG